GCCUUUUGUACGUAUGAUUUUUUUUUUUUUCAAUUUUACAAUUUCACCAAGUGAUCGGGUUUAAUUAUUUUUAAUGUUUUGAGUGGCUUUCUCAAGGAUAAAUUUUAUCGGGUUGUGAUUGUCGAUCGAGUUGCUGUAAAUUGUUUUUGUACUUUGUGCGACGCGUUUUAGUAUUUCUAUCGCUGAAUUUUUUUCUUCAAUUUUUUCUUUUUUACUAUUUUAUUUUGUAAGCAAAUAUCGUGUUUUUUCUUCUUUUUUUUCUUCCUAUUUUUCGGUGUGUGUUUUUUCAAACUGUUUCGAUGUGAGUAAGGAUUUUUGCAAGCGACAUAAAUGGUCUAGAACAAAUAGCAAAAGAGUUAAUGGGCAGAAGGAGAUGGCAGCAUUACCAGCAACUUUUAAUGGAAAAUGUUCAUUUAAAAGACGAAGGCAAACAAAUGGAGGAAAAAGACUGGGAAUCGUCCGAUAAAUGUAAUUUUUGUGAUGAAAACUCAAAUACCUCGCAGCAAAAAGUCGAUAACACCGUUUCGGAGAAUCAAGAGCAAUCGAAAACGCAAAACCAUUCCAGUGAGAGUUCGUACGAAAGCGAAGAUAGCGAAGACGACAUCUCAGGCAAAGCAAACAGCGUGAAUUUCCACAGAUCUCCACUUAACGUAUCAAACAUUCCCAAAUCGUACUUUACCAAAACCCAAUUGAACUCUAUGUCAAGUCUAGAAUCAGUGGCUUCAUCAGUGGCAGCAUCAGCAAUGGCUGCAGUAGCUGCGAUGAAUAAUGUUACAUUAGGCAAAUCAUUAAGUUUACAUUUCUCGCCAAAUACAGCUGGCGAUAUGAUUCCUCCCUGGUAUUUACCAGCAGCGAGUAAUUUUAAAUUGGACGUCACCUCCAAGAGGGAGGAUAAUGAGACUGAUGUUGUGGAUGAACAACCCCUAGAUCUAAGUGCGAAAUCAUGUUCGCCAUCCAAUUCACCGGCUCGAUCACCAGAGAUACCUUCACCUGUUGUGCCAACUACGCAGAAUUUCUUAAUGACUACCUCGUCUAUCGCUCAUACGUCCAAAGUUCCAGUAUUGAAUACUAAUCGUCAUAUUUUUAAGGCGAAACCACGUUUGAGUCCAAUGGCUGGAAGACGUACAUACACAGAAGAAGAACUACAAGCUGCAUUACGAGACAUACAAAGUGGUAAAUUGGGUACCCGAAGAGCUGCAGUUAUCUAUGGUAUACCCAGAUCAACAUUACGAAACAAGGUGUAUAAAUUAGCCAUGGAAAAAGAACGUGAUAAUGCGGUCCAUUUUCCCAGUAUAACGAUUGAAGACAAACGCUUAGAAGAGGUUGACUUACCAUUGGACGACAAAGAAGAAUUAGAGGAACGGGAUGACGAAGAUGAAGAAGUAGAAAAGGAACUUUCGGCACCAGAUGAAGAUGACAAGGAUGCUGAGAAACAGUUCACAAAACCAGUAUUUACUGUCGAAGAUCUCUUUAGAAUUUCCAAGCAGGCUGGCAGCCAGCUUAUGGAAAAUGAUUCGUUGCGAGCUUUACUCCAACACGGUAAAUUUUUAACCGAACAGAAUAUCAAACAGGAGAAAGACUCGACUAGUACAACGACAAGUAAUCAACAUCAACAGCAGCAACAGCAACAGCAACAACAACGGCAGAACCAAGUACCUACUCCAGUGUAUUCAAUAUUUCCACCAGGUGAUCCGAAGAUCUGGGGUAAUCUGGAUCCGAGUUCCAUUACACCAUAUUUGACACAUUUUAUGGCUCUGUCUACCAGAGAUAAUAUCUCAUCUCUGAUAGGCCAUACAAAUCCAUAUUUCAGUCUACAGAAUCGAACUCCACCAAAUGACAGUCCGACAGAGGUGUCACCUACAUUCAGUCCAAAGUUCCCAACGCCUGCCAUGUUUCCAGAACUCGUCCAACGUAUGUUAGCUGAGUCAAAAGAGCUGCAGAAUUCAGUGAAAACUGAAUCAUUGUUCUCAUCACCACCCAACGAAAGUCCAGAGGAUGCAAAUAGCAAUAAUCUGUCAUCAAAUGCUCUAAGCAGACUGCCUUUAUUUAAACCACCAUACAAGAACGGUUCAGCUAGCGAAUCCAGUUUUAACAUUCCAGACUUUAACACUGACAAUAAAUUUUCUGAAGGUUCAGAGAAAAGUGCUACAUCUUCACCACCACCCAUGAGUGGUGCUCGUAGUGAUUCGUCAUCUCCAUUACCUAUGAACCAUAAGCUAGGAGGGUUGAAUCUGCGCGAUGUGAUAGCCAAAGGCAUUGGUCAACAGUUCCAGCGGCCAGGCGACUUGCCAUUGUCACACAUGGCUAGCACCUCAAGCAUAGACGGCCUGCAUCGAGUCAGUUUUCCUAGCCUAUCGGCGACAUCAGUGAUAAAAAGCCAUAGCGGCAGCACCAUGGACCCUGAAGAUGCCAAAAAACUGUGCAACCAAAUCAAAGUUCCUCUACCUUCAUCCGCAUCUAAUGUGAAUUCUUCAGCCAACAGCGGCAAAGGCACCAGACCAAAACGCGGAAAGUAUCGUAAUUAUGACAGAGAUAGUCUGGUUGAGGCUGUUCGGGCUGUGCAACGGGGUGAGAUGAGCGUCCAUAGGGCUGGUUCAUUCUACGGAGUUCCUCAUUCCACCCUAGAAUACAAAGUCAAAGAAAGGCAUCUAAUGAGGCCUCGCAAACGUGAACCUAAAAAUCCGCCAGAUGACCUGAAACGAAGGGAAGAUGGUAGUAUACUCAGACUAUCAGUCAACGACACCAGUAAACCAAGCCAACAUUCUCCGUCCCCUCAGCCAAAAAUUGUCAAACCACCAUUCACCACUCCUCCCUCCUCGCUACCAACCACUCCUAAUGGUAUGAAAAUACCAACGCUUUUUGACCAGCCUCAUCCGUUUGCUCCUGCAGCUCCUUUCCCUUUUUGGCCAGCACCUUUCCACCAGCUAGCCAUGGACUACUCGAGGAAUCCAGCCUUCACAUCAACUCCUGAACAUGUCCUAGCCACCCAUUUCAUGCAACGAAUGCAAGAAGAAUCUGCCAAGAAUAAUCAACUAUCUCAUACCUUAGGCAAAACUGCCAGAGAAGUUGCAGAAAGCUUAUAUGAUGGGUCAGGCUUCAAUGGUAAUUUCUUAGAUGGUGUGAUUAGAUCUAGUCUCGACAGUGAUGCAACUUUCAAUGAGCAUGUCCAAAGAAAGAAUAUACUGGAGCAAUUGUACAGAUCAAAAUACCUGAACACAAUGAACAAACAUUCUGGCGAAUCAGAUGAUGAAAGCGGUAAACCUAAUAUCAAUCAUAUUCUAAUGCAUUCUCUAUUACCCUCUGUUGUCCCCAAAGACACCAAAGAUGCCGCAGCUGCAGCCUCCAAGAGUGUCGAUGAUGAAAGUGACGAUAAGGCUGAACAAUCUUCAUUAGAUGAAGAAAAAACUGCCAUCGUUAAAGAUGAACCCAAUAUUGCUAGUGUACAGAAUACAAAUUUUAAUCUAGAAUCUCAAAUUGCUGGCGUUGAUAUAAAAACCGAAAAGAACUGAAUUUAUGUAAAUUAGGUACUAUUUUUUUUUUGUUUCUACUUAUUUGUUGUAAUUUAUCAAUUUUACUGUGUAUUCCAUUUUUCAAGACAUCUGUUUCCAUGUUUUAUAUUUAUACCCGUGACAUUUCCCCCUUGUAUCUCUAUUGUAGGUGAAUACCAUGAUAAUUUCUAUUCUAUAGGUAUCUCUACCUACUUUAACUCUCUUUUUGUGUCCCUGUCCCCAUUCUCUAUUUUUGUUCAAAAUUUUGUCUACUUAAUUUUACCUAUUUGAUUUUAAAUUUGAAUCUGGACAUUUAAAUUGCAUGAUUUGCUCUCAAAAGAUUAAGUACCCACUAAAAGUUCUGUAUCAGCUACCAUAAGCUUGAAUUUAGACUCAGUGAAGUAUGUAGAAAAAUGAAGAGAAAUUUUACUCUUUCUCUUCUUGGCAAAAAAUGCCCAUAGAUGGUUAAAAUUCUGAAUUUUUUGAAAGUCUGCUGGACUUGAAGGGAAGAUAAAUGAGAGAGUUCUCUGAAGAAAAGUUAUGUAAGUCUUAUUCCAUUAGCCUUUUUUUAAAUAGUUGUUUGUGGUACAGGAAGUUGAAAGGAACAAAUUGAGAAAAUGAGUUGUAAUUUGAAUUCUUUAAGAUUUAUUUUCAAUUUUCUAUCCCCUCCCUCUCCUCCUAGAACCUCUUGAGAAGAAAAACUGUUGGAUCACUGGUAAAUUUUUAAUGCAUGAACCUCCAUUUCAAGAAUGAGAAAAAUUGAUACAAAUUUUCUGACAUCCGAGGUUAGUAGUUCAACAAAUAAUAAGCAAAAUUCGAAUUUUUGUAUGAACUGCUAAAAAGAUAGAGUUAUAAAUAGAUUUGUGAAAAAAAUUAUAAUUUUAAAAGUAAUUGAGAGGGUUGAUAAGGUAUUUAGUCAAAAAAUCAACAAUUACAUAUUAGGUGGGUAUCCGGUAUAUGACAGCUUUUUGCCUGAAAAUAAACUUCAAAAGAAUUUGACUCUUGAACUUUUCAAAUUUAGGAUUUUGGAAAAUUUUUUCUACCAAUUUUUAGCUUAACUCAAAUUAUUAAAUUUCAGUUCUAGGUUAAAAGUUCACAAGUAAAAUUUCUUCACUUCUCCACGAACUAUUCAUUUUAUUGAUCAUUUUCAAAAUAGAAUAAUUUUUUAUCCAUGGACAAGAAUAUUCGUUUCUAUAGUUUUUUCUUCAACUAUAAUUUUGCUCCUUCAGUUAUAAAGAUGAGAAAUGUGCUCAUCUGUAUCUUUAUCUGCGUUUUUUGUGGCAACCUUCUUUCUGAACAGUGUAAAAAAACAAUUUAUGACUCAAAAAAUUGAAGGGAAUAUUUAUUUCCAGUUCAAUUCUUUGAAGAGCUAAUAAUCAUGCAAUUAAGAUGUCUGGGUGAAAAUAUUCAACCAAACUGGUUCAUAAUCAAAUUCAAAAUUUAAAAAAAUCAAAAAAAAAUGUAUAACUACUUACGCUUAUGCUCAACUCUCCCCCCCCCCAAAAAAUUAAAAAUCAAAACAGAUGGCUUUGGCCAUGCACUCCUUAAAUUUAUAUUUUUAGUUUGAAAUUUUAAAAAUAAUAAUGUCUUGAAUGUUAUCUAAGUACAUUAUAAAGACAUAACUUACAUUUUUUUUUACCUAAACAAUUCUGAGCUUUAUUCUUGUUACGUCAUCUUUAAGUAAAUCAACAUUAUCAAACUGUAAAAGGUUGUAAAUAAAUUUUGGGAAUUGGAGUUUCAAAUACAAGAAAAAAAUCUAUCUUUCAUUGCAUCUUUUUGAUGUCAAAAUUUAUAUUAAAACAGUUACCAAAUUUUUGUUUUCCCUAUUUUGGUAGAUAUUUUUGUUAUUUACUUUUUAAAAAAUUUCAACAUAGAAAUAUUUUUAUGGUUUCUCAAACCUUGACCCAAAGAACACACAUUGAUGUUCCAAAUUUUAACCCAGUGUAUGUCUACCUAUCUUUAUUCAGUAUUUUCUUUCAUCUCUUUCAAAAAGUCUCUGAUCUAUACUUACUGGGAAAAAAAUUUGAGGGUUUUCCACGUUUUUUGUUUACUUGUUUAUUUUUUAAAAAUAUUCGACGGAUGAGAAUAGUUAGUUUUAAAUGAAUAUUUUCACCAACAUCUAGUCAUUGACUGAGAAAAAUUACAUCUUUGAAUAUAUUUAUUUUCUUAUUUCUUGGAGUCAAAAUUCAUCACUUUAUAUGAAAUGUGUAAUUAUUUCAUUAUUUAUGUAGGUAACCUAUGUAAUUGUCUUGGUAUAUUUUAUUGCAUUUUAAUUGUUUUAAACUUCAAUUAAAUUGAAGUUUUGUAUAAUAUCAAUUUUGUACAUCAUUUCAAUAGAAACCCUUAUUUUCAACUAAAAUAUCAAACUCGAAUAACUAUUCUCAUUUUACAUAUUGCCUUUUAAAGGUUGAGCGUUGCAUUCCUAAACCUUAAAACGUUCAAUUUAAACUUAUUCAUUGGUAAUAUCGUCACAUUGGUAAAUUUCUAUCACUGAGAAGUCAAACCCUGUUUACAUUUUUUGUUUUUUUUCCUGUGAAUGUUCUUCAAUUUGCGGUAAACCGCAUUUGUACAUAUAUUUUUUGAAAACUUGUUAAACAGUUCGUUCAUGUAAUAAUCAAAGCUCUUUACAAUAUUUAAUAUCUCCUAAGUUGAUACAUUUUGUGUUCGAUUCAGUUUCUAUUUUUGUUUGUUCUCUUUUGUUGUUAAUUUUUUUUAUUGUUUAUUUAUAAGCGUGAAUUCUAUUUCUGUUCCAUUUAUAAUUUUCUGUUCUUUUUUUUUCUUUUUAUUUCCUCAUUAUUUGUUGUGCAAUGUCUGGCGCUAUUUUUUUCCAUUUUGGGACCAGCGUAUAAAAAUUUGAAAUCAAAAUUGCUGCGUGGUUUUGUAAAUAUACAUUCCGUUGAAAUUUAUUUCAUUUUAAACUUUUUUUUUUCUAAUAUGCAAAAUAGUUUUUAAAGGUUGUACAGUCCGUGUUCUGAAAUAUUCCGUAUUUUAAUUACAGUUCUAUAUCCAUAUCAUAUUCUAUAUAAAAGUAGUCUCCUUAUACAAUUUAAAAUAGUUUUACAUAUUUUAAUACUUAAUACACAACUUAUCUCUCCGCAAAAUAGUUCUUAAGGUUUAUUCACACGCAAGUGUGUACAGUUGUUAAUCAAAUUAUACAAUGAAAAAAUUACCUAUAAUUAAGCCUUUCUCUGUCAGUUUACAUUUUCAUUUUAGUUACUCUUAAUUACUGCUAAAACUGCACAUCUAUAGUCAGGUGAACCAUUAAAUUUGAUACAAAAGUAUUAGCCAUCAUUGCCUGGAUUUAUUUUUCGUUUCAUUUACAAAACUACCUAUUAAUUUGAUGUUUGGCAACGUUUCAAUCCAAAUAAGCUAUGUUUUCGUGCAAACAAAAUAGGUAGGUAGGUAGGUAAUAAGUAUACAUAACACUUGUUGGGCGACUUUCUGGUUUCAUAAAAAAAUCCCAUUAUUGGGGAAAUUGUAUUUAUGUUGCCUACCUACUUGAUUUUUUUUUUUUUUGGUACAACAUUACAUUACUUACCCAUUAAUCAGAUAUUCGGCACUGUUGCAAUUCCAAUAAAUAGGUACUACCUACAAUUUUUUGUUUACAACAAAAUACCUACAAAAUAUAUGUACUAUUGUUGGACACAUCUAAGAUUUCACUCGAAUUUAUUAUCUACGAGUGGUAUUUUUAAUCGUCAGUAAAUAUGUAGCAUUCAAUUUGCAAAAUUUUGUGAACAGAACUAGUCCAACUAAGUACUAAACAUAGUUUGAUUGCUAUAAACAAAGAAAAGCAUAUUUGGACAUUUUUUUUUCUUGAGAAUAUUCACCUCUUACUGUAGGCAAUGUAUUUAAUUUAGUUUACUGUUCUAGAAUCUAGAUAUUUACAAUAUCUGGUAAUCUGCCACACACUCCCUGGUCUCUUAUCUACUUGAAACCUUGUUUUCUUAGUUCAUUACCUAGUUAUAUUUAUACCUACAUAUAAAAAUACGUUACUGUAUAACUUUCCUCUUCAUAUUGGCUUCUUAUAUGCUACCUAUUUUAACAAUUGAGCGAAAUUAUUACCGCAUUUAUUCAAAUUUAAGAUUAUACUUACAUUUUCUAUUCUCAAAGAAGCGAGCAUUUACGCUAACGCCAUGUGAGUUCAUAUGUUUACCACUUUUCCUCAUUACUCCCAGUAAAAAAAAAAUAUUUUUAUUAUUUUUUUUUCUUUGAAAUCCUCCAAGCAAUGUACAUGCAUUUUUUUUUUUUUUUGGAAUUGUAUUAGCCACACUUGGAGAUGUUUUAAUAAGAGAAUCUAUAGUUAUAAAAUUUCUGUGUUCACUUAUAUACUAAUUUUGUGUAUUAAAUUUAUUCAUUUUAGUUGAUAAUUUAAAUUUAUAGGGUUUCGAUUCGAACAUUUUAUUUCUUUUAAAACAAAUUUCAAUUGUGUAAUUAUAGCUUAAACGAUGAAAAAACAAAUUUUAAGGAAAAUUUCAAAAUGUGUAUAUAAAUUAUAAAUUUUAAUUUGUAUUCUUUUAUAUUUCAUUAUGUCGGCGUGUGUUUUGAAUAUAUGUCGAUAUUAAGGUUUCACAUUCUUUGUUAUUUAUAUAAUUAAAUACUUUUCAAUGUCGAUU
Messenger RNA from Planococcus citri (citrus mealybug), 8101 nucleotides. RefSeq names its product Ecdysone-induced protein 93F (gene Eip93F). Gene Ontology annotation, biological process: regulation of transcription by RNA polymerase II. NCBI's taxonomy places the organism in Eukaryota, Metazoa, Arthropoda, Insecta, Hemiptera, Pseudococcidae. Gene Ontology annotation, molecular function: DNA binding. The transcript has 4 exons. The coding region runs from base 360 to 3509 and encodes 1049 amino acids. Gene Ontology annotation, cellular component: nucleus. The record is from RefSeq and is a predicted model, not a curated record.